CUUUCCCUCGCGCCUCAGUAGCGCUCUCUGAACCGGGUCUUUCCCCCGAGCCUCGGCUGCGCUUCCCCCGCCCGGCAAGGCACAGCGGGCCGGCCGCCAGGAUGCAGGCCCCGAACAAGGAGCACCUGUACAAGCUUCUGGUGAUCGGAGACCUGGGCGUGGGCAAGACCAGCAUCAUCAAGCGCUACGUGCAUCAGAACUUCUCCUCGCACUACCGGGCCACCAUCGGCGUGGACUUCGCGCUCAAGGUGCUCCACUGGGACCCGGAGACCGUGGUGCGCCUGCAGCUCUGGGACAUCGCAGGUCAAGAAAGAUUUGGAAACAUGACAAGAGUCUAUUACCGAGAAGCUAUGGGUGCAUUUAUCGUCUUCGACGUCACCAGGCCAGCCACAUUUGAAGCAGUGGCAAAGUGGAAAAGUGAUUUGGACUCAAAGUUAACCCUCCCUAAUGGCAAACCAGUUUCAGCAGUUCUGUUGGCCAACAAAUGUGAUCAGGGGAAGGACAUGCUCGUGAACAAUGGCCUUAAGAUGGACCAGUUCUGCAAGGAGCAUGGUUUCGUGGGAUGGUUUGAAACAUCAGCAAAGGAAAAUAUAAACAUUGAUGAAGCCUCCAGAUGCCUGGUGAAACACAUACUGGCAAACGAGUGUGACCUCAUGGAGUCUAUUGAACCGGACAUCGUGAAGCCCCAUCUCACCUCAUCCAGGGUUGUCAACUGCUCCAGCUGUGCCAGAUCCUAGUGGCCUCCUUUCUUGAGAUUCCUACCACCAUGUUCCAUCAACCCUAGAAGAUGCUCCUGAAGUAUCAAUGCUGCCUGGAUCACAUCAUCAUGUUUCACUGGAAUCUAUAUAUUGGACAGCUGCUUCCCUUUAUUUCACACCAGCAUAGCUCCAAGGUCCUAGAUAUUUCACAAGCAUAGGUUUAUAACCCUGUGUUCCAUUCAACUCUUCCCCCGCCAACCUCUAAUCUCCCUAUCCAAGGAAAAGAAUGGUAGGAAGCAAUAUCCACAAGACUGAAAUAAGCCAGAAUGAUUAACAAAUGGAAAGAUAGUGAGGUAAUUUGUUUGGCUUUCAACAUCAAGAAGUCAAGAUAUGCUACUUCUUUGUCUCAUAACAAAGACCCCAUUUGGAACUCCAAAAGCUCUAUCUGAUAAGGGGCUGUGGGUUUGAGGAUGGUGAAUUUACAGAAGCAAGGAAUCUUAGUCAAUGUAACUUUUCUAUUAAAAAAAAAAAGGAAACAUGGGCAAUCCUAAUUUAUGGUACCAUCAGGUCACAUUUACUUAUGAGCAUGUUUGUAGACAACUAAGCCCACACCUAUUUAAUAAUAGAUGAGUCAUGCAUAGGAUAAUUACCUAAAAAGUAGUGUAAAAGUGCUAAUGUUAUCCAAACCUGUUGCUGUCGAGUCAAUUCCAACUCGUAGUGACCCUACAGGACAGAGUAGAGCUGCCCAGAGGGUUUCCAAGCAGCAACUGGUAGAUUCAAACUGCUGACCUUUUGGCUAGCAGCCCUGCUCUUGACCACUGCACCACCAGGGCUCCACUAAAGAAGGCACAAAUAAUUCUCCAGGUCAUUACUGGCCAAAAAUGUUGUAUAAUUUGCUGUCAUGUACAGCUGAAGGAAGAAUUAUUCACUCAGUGCCUACUGCAUUGCAUUUCAGAAAACGGACAUUGAAAAUAAUGUGGCAUAACGGAGAGAAGGCAAAAAAAUUAAGUCCAAAGCUGUGACUUCAAGUACUAGUUCUUGCAGGGCUUUUGGUCUCAUUGAACCUAUUUUCACAUCUGUAAUACAUAAACAGCUAAUACCUAUCUUACUGUCGUAGGCUGUUUUGAGAAAGACUCUAAACAAUAUACCAAAAGCCUAUUCCUGUCAAGAUGAUUCUGAUUCAUAGCAACCCUAUAAAACUAAACCAAACCCACUGCCUUUGAGUCGAUUUCGACUCAUAGCCACCCUCUAGGACAGAGUAGAACUGCCCCAUAGAGUAUCCAAGGAGUGCCUGGUGGAUUCAAACUGCUGGUUAGCAGCUGUAGCACUGAACCACUACACAACUAGGGUUUCCAGCAACCCUAUAGGAAAGAGUAAAACUGCCCCAUAGGGUUUCCAAAGCUCUGAUUUUUAAGCAAGCAGAUUGCCACAUCUUUCUCCCAUGGAGUGUUAGCGGGUUCAAACCUCCAACCUUUUGGUUAGCAACCAAGCACUGUUAACUAUUGAUUGUACCACCAGGGCUCCUAUAAAUAAUAUACUAACUUUCAAAAGCUAGUUAUUUUGUCAUUUAAUAUGACAAUUGGCACAUGAACAGUACCUCAUAAACUGGAUAAUGCCUUAUUUUUUGUUAUCUAAAUGGUCCUUAACGUAUUUUAAAUCUUUCCUUAACGCAGGAGAUUUGAUGAUCAGCAUUUGAGGCCAGAGUUUUGGGCAGAGACCAAGAGAAUUCAGCUGCCAGCUACAAAAGUACUACAUACAGCAAGUGCCAAAAAAACCCUACUCAUUUUUGAAUGAGAAAACAUCUCUGUCAAACCAAUUCUCAAGUUUUUAAAGUUCCUUCCCACAUGUUCCUAUGAAAAGGUCAUUCUUCAUGUUUCAUUUUAAAUGGGGCUGUCAAAUUGACAAGUGUCAACUGUUUUCCAGGCCUGGGAAAUUGAUCCAGAUAAACUGAAUUUGAGGAUGAGGAGUAAUUUUAGGGAAUUGAAUGGCUUGUGUCUUGAAGGCACAGACAGCACAGAGUGAAAUAAGGGUAAUUUAUAGACUGGAAGCACAGCCAACUCUGCAAUGGUAUAGGCAGCUCCCAGGCAAGCAUUGCAGAAUUGGAAUCAAUAUCUUCUGGGGACCAAAACUUGAAAUAUUUAACAAGCAGUCAUGUUACAACAGAUUAGGAAAUGCCAUUUUUACUCUUACUGCCCUUUACCCUAUAGCCGAAUUUUAAAAAGUAGGGGUAAAUUUUGUCCCAUUGUGCAUUGCACAUAGGGUUGCCAUGAGUCAGGGUCCAGCUCAAUGGCAGCUAACAACAGUGUUUAGUCAUAGCAGAUCACACCAUUUCUACCUCUGAGUAGAUACGGUCUAGGGAGUAAUUAAAGCUUUGAACUGAAUAUGUUCAGGUCCCUGCUCUGCAGGAGGAAGAGAUAUUAUUUUCCAUUAUCACAUCAGUAUCCUGUGGGACCUAAGAGAUUGAAAUGUUAGAGAAAAUAGGUCUGAGUUUCUUAGAACUGAAAUUAAAUUUUAAUAAAUGAAAAUGUCUAGAAAGUUACACAAUAGGACUGAGAUUUACCUAAGGAAUUUACCCUUCCAAAUAGAUACUGUUUUAAAGAACAAUUGGUAGCAAUUUCUGGAAGCAAAUCCUGUUUUGAGUUUACACUCCCCAAAUCUGAGACCCCAUGAUAAACUUACAUUCUAUUAAGGUGUUUGGAUGUUUACUAUCCAGAGAAAUAUACCCUACACAAUAUUAGCCACUCAAUUUCUGUGUACUCCUACCAGCCAAGAAGAUUUCACUGUGCUUAAAUUUCUAUAGCUUGCAUUAUGAAAAUCACAGAUUUAUUGAGCGUACAUUUUCAGAAACUAGCCAUAUCAACCUUGAAAAUUCCCUGAGUUAUAAGGAACCAAUUACUGAUUUUAUGCAGGGAUGCAACAUUGUCACCAUUGCUGUGGUGAGGAGGAGGGCAGGGCUGGGAGUAGGAGACAUGUCAGAAGGCUAUACCAGUGAGACUUAAGACAGACAUGUGAAAAGACAUUUAAUAGGUAUUCAGAAAUUAGAAUUAGUAGGAGGUCAUGACUAAUUGAAUGUGAGGGGUAAAGAAGAGGCAUGUCAAUGAUGAUAUCCAGGUUUCUGAUUUGGAAAAUGUGGUGAUGAGGGUGUUAUAAACUAAACUAACAAACAUUACGGGAUGGAAAUGAUCUUGCUUUGGGAGCAAGAAAAAGAUAUGUUCAUAUUUAUAUAUGUUGCCUUUGAUAACAGGACACCCAAAUGGAUAUGUGCAAGUGGGAAGUGAGAUAUAUACAUGGUUUAGAAGUUGUAGUAGGCAGCAUCCAUGAUGACCCCCAAUGACCCUCACCUCCUUUUAUUCAUGGCCUUAAGUAAUCCCCUCACCUUAGAUAACUUGCUUCUGACCAAGAGAAUAUGGGAACAUUGAAGAGAUGUCACUUCCAUAAUUAGGUCACAAAAGAUUGUGAAUUCCAUCUUGCUAGAAGACUCUAUUGCUUUCACAGAUUGCACACUUUGAUGAAGCGAUCUGUCUUGUUGGAGAGCUCCACAUGGCAAGGCACUGAGGGUGGCCUCUAGCCAAUUGCAAACGAGGAACUGAGGCUUUGGGUCCAAGAAUACACAAGGAACUAAAUGCUGUCAACAACCUCUAAAUGAUCCUUUCCCAAAUGAGCCUUCAGAUGAGACUGCAGACCCUUGGCUGACAUCUCAACUGCACAUUUGUGAGAAACCAUGAAACAGAGAAUUCAGUGAAAUCAUGUCUGGAUUCCUGACCCACAGAAACUGUGAAAUAUAAACUGCAUGUGUGUUGGUUUAAGCCGAUAAGUUUUGAGAUGCCACAAUAAAUAAUUGAUACAGGAGCUCUAGAGAGAGAGUUUAGAUUUGGGAUGUAUCAGUAUAUAGCUAGUAUAUACUGAGUGUGAACAAGCUCACAGAGUGAGAAUGUGUAGUGAUGGGGAAAAAAAGAGCAGUGGGAUAGAACUUAGAGGAAUACUAAAAUUUAAGGAAUGGGUGGAGGACCAAGAGCCUGGAAAGGCACUGAGAAGUAGUCAGCGCUCUGAAAGCAAGGUUGAGGAAGGAGUGACCACAUAUCAAAUGCUGAAAUAAGGACUGCAAGCAGACCCUUGAUUUUAGCAACAAGGAGAAUUUUGCUUACCUUCAUGGGAACAAUUUCAAAGAAGUGACCUGGGUGGAAGGCAGGUUUCAAUAGAGUGAGGAAAAAAUAUAAAAUGAAAAAAUGUAAGAAGCUACUGUGACAAUUCUCUGAAGAAGCUUAGUAGCUGUUGAGAGAAGGGAAGAGUAACAUGAUAUAUGCAGUAGAAUGACAAGUUAGUAGCUUUUUUAUGCUGGGAGAGAGACGAGCAUAUUUAUAGGAUGAGGCCUUCUUGGUCACGCACAUUUUUAUUACAUUUUCCUCUGAGCUGUUAUUUACAACACAUGCAACUUUAAAGGAAAUAAUUUGUAUAAUCACUCAUAAUCCUUCUAAUCUUUCGAAGGGGCUGACAUGUUCAUUUCCAUUUUACGUAACUUAAAACAUAGUUAUCAUUCUUUUCACUUACUAUAACAUAAACAUUUCUUAAUGUUGCCAUAUUGGUGACAUAGUUCUUUUUAAUCUGUAUAAUAUAUUGUCAAGCAUGUAUACUAUAAAUGAUUUAUUUACUUUUUUGUUGGACAUUUAGGUUGUUUCCAACUUUUUAUAACUGUAAGUGAUUCUGUGAUUAAUUGCUCAAAGUUUCUCCAAAACAAAAACAGAGAGACCCCCCAUAAGGGAUGUCUUCUGGAAGCUUGCCAAAGCCAGCGAUCUUCAUGCUAAAGGGCUCUGAGCAGAGUUCAGUACAAAUUCGUGCAAAAAUUGACGGGGCAUCUUCUCUUUUAGUUUCCCAAACUUCUGAAACCCAGCAGGUGGGUAGUUCAAAUAUACAGAAAAAAAGAUUACUGAGGGCCCGGGUUUUCUUCAAAUGUUCUGUGGACCAACUCUGGGUUGAUGUCUUUCUACUAACAUGCAUGAAAUACAGCAGGGAGGACCUCCAUCAUCUUUCUUUUAUUUAUUUGUUAGACUGGAAGGAAUGUUGCUGCUCUUAAUAACCUCCCUUGCUAUUGCUCUCCGAGUAACAUAAUCUACUCUUCCUGGAGGGCUGAGUGCACUGCCAGAAAGUGUCUUCCAUUUGAGUUUACAGCCACUGUUGUUUGCCAAAUUCUUCCUAAGAAUUGCUGUCACAUUUCUGUGAUAGCUUUGACUGCUUUUGCAAUGGUCAGGUGAAAUUCAACAAGUUUUAGACAGAGCACGUUAUCUUUCUCAUCCUCCCCUCCUGACUUAACCCUCCUCCAUGAGACCACCCUUCUUGGGCUUACCCUGACUUAAGAUGCUGAAUGCAUCUUAUGUCUUGGGGCUUAUUCAAGUAUUAUAGUUGCCUACAAAAGCACAAGGAAGAACAAAAGGGACCAGAACCUGAAAAAUCAACACACCAUGGGAGAAGGCACUUGGCAGGACAUCAUAAGGGAGGAAGUAUAUAGUAGGUAUUAAAAGCUGUGGUUCUAGAGACAAAGAGAUCUGAGUUCAAAUUCCAAGCAAAUGGGUAAGCUCUGUGAUAUAAGUCAAGUUACUUAACUGCUCUGAUUCCUCACCUGUAACGCAGGAACUUUGUAUGGAAUUAAGUGAGAUACUGUAUGUAAAGGGCUUACCACACCACCUGGCACAAAGUAAGACCUUGAUAAAUGGCAGUCAUUAUCAUUACCAAUAAAGACAUAACUAAUUGGGUGUAAAAAUCAGGUAUAGUUUUGCAGGAAGAGGUAUCCACUGGGUGAAGCUGCUGCAGUGGCAGUCAAGGUAAGCACGCAGCAGCAGCAUUCAAGGAGCAACAGAGUAACACAGUGGUGCUCUGUGGAUGGCAAGAGUACAGCGAUGGUGAAUCGGGGGUGCACAGAAUUAAGAAUCCCUGAAGCCAGGCCGUGGGCAUCAGGAGAAUCUCUCCAUUUGUAGAAGGGCCUUAGUUACCAGGUGAGGUGGGUGGUGCAAACGGUAAUGUGCUUACCUGCUAAUGAAAAGGUUGUAGGUUCCAGUCCAACCCAGAAACACCUCAGAAGAAAGGCCUGGUUGGUGAUACACUUCCAAGAAAUCAGCCGUUCAAUAACCUAUGGAACAGUUCUACUCUGACACCUGUGAGGCUGCCAUGAGUUGGAGCUGACUCCAUGACAACAGGUUUGUUUUUUCUAGUCUCUAGAAAUGGUGAUGGCAGAAGUACAGCUGGGUUCCAACCCCAGAGGAACUGAUACAAAAACCUGGGAACUGUGAGAGCGCUAAGGCUCAGGGAACAAAUGGGAAGCUCAGUUUCUGUACAAGAUCUUGAGGUUAAGGAGAGACUACAGGUUGGAUUGCAACUCUAAGCUGAGUUAUAUAACUGGUACACGUUCCCUGAGUCUCAUUUGUAAAGCAUUUUCAAUGUUUCCUCCCAUCCUAUAACUGCAAAAAAACAGUGAAAACACCUGCACUUUGUGGGAUAGCUGCUGGCGGAGAGAAAAACUAUACACACAAAAAUCCACUUGACUAAGCUUGGGCUUAAAAGUCUCCAUGAGCCUCCUGCAAUUUUAUGCAAAAUUUACGUUGACUAUGUGUAUUUUUCCUUCCAUCUUCAUAAGGUUUUCACUGGCUAAUGCUUUGCAGAAGUAGACUGCAGGGUCUUUCUUCCUAGUCUGUCUUAAUCUGGAAGCUCAGCUGAAACCUGUCCUCCAUGGGUGACCCUGCUGGUAUCUGAAUACCGGUAGCAUAGCUUCCAGCAUCACAGCAAUAUGCAAGCCCCUACAGUACGGCAAACUGAUAGGAAUACACGGAGUCAUUGCACCAAAAAGAAUUAGUCGAUAUUCAACCAUUUCAAGAGAUGGCAUAUGAUCAGGAACCGAUGGUACUCAAGGAACAAGUCCAAGCUGCUCUGAAGGCAUUGGUGAAAAACAAGGCUCCAGGAACUGAUGAAAUAUCAAUUGAGAUGUUUCAACAAACAGAUGCAGCACUGGAGGUGCUCACUCGUCUAUGCCAAGAAAUAUGGAAGACAGCUUCCUGGCCAACUGACUGGAAGAGAUCCAUAUUUAUGCCUAUUCCCAAGAAAGGUGAUCCAACCGAAUAUGGAAAUUAUAGAACAAUAUCAUUAAUAUCACGCGCAAGCAAAAUUUUGCUGAAGAUCAUUCAAAAAUGGCUGCAGCAGUAUAUCAACAGGGAACUGCGAGAAAUUCAGGCCAGUUUCAGAAGAGGACAUGGAACCAGGGAUAUCAUUGCUGAUGUCAGAUGGAUCCUGGCUGAAAGCAGAGAAUACCAGAAGGAUGUUUACCUGUGUUUUAUUGACUAUGCGAAGGCAUUCGACUGUGUAGAUCAUAACAAAUUAUGGAUAACAUUGCAAAGAAUGGGAAUUCCAGAACACUUAAUUGUGCCCAUGAGGAACGUUUACAUAGAUCAAGAGGCAGUUGUUAGGGCAGAACAAGGGGAUACUGAUUGGUCUAAAGUCAGGAAAGAUGUGCAUCAGAGUUGUAUUCUUUCACCAUACUUAUUCAAUCUGUAUGCUGAGCAAAUAAUACAAGAAGCUGGACUAUAUGAAGAAGAACAGGGCAUCAGGAUUGGAGGAAGAUUCAUUAACAACCUGCGUUAUGCAGAUGACAGAACCUUGCUUGCGGAAAGUGAAGAGGACUUGAAGCACUUACUAAUGAAGAUCAAAGACCACAGCCUUCAGUAUGGAUUGCACCUCAACAUAAAGAAAACAAAAAUCUCAUAACUGGACCAAUGACCAACGUCAUGAUAAACUGAGAAAGAUUGAAGUUGUCAAGGAUUUCAUUUUACUUGGAUCCACAAUCAACAGCCCUGGAAGCAGCAGUCAAGAAAUCAAAGGAUGCAUUGCAUUGGGUAAAUCUGCUGCAAAGGACCUCUUUAAAGUGUUGAAGAGCAAAGAUGUCACCUUGAAGACCAAGGUGCACCUGACCCAAGCCAUGGUAUUUUCAAUCGCAUCAUAUGCAUGUGAAAGCUGGACAAUGAAUAAGGAAGACCGAAGAAUUGACGCCUUUGAAUUGUGGUGUUGGCGAAGAAUAUUGACUAUACUAUGAACUGCCAAAAGACCGAACAAAUCUGUCUUAGAAGUACAGCCAGAAUGCUCCUUAGAGGCAAGGAUAGUGAGACUGCGUCUUACAUACUUUGGACAUGUUAUCAGGAGGGAUCAGUCCCUGGAGAAGGACAUCAUGCUUGGCAGAAUACAGGGUCAGUGGAAAAGAGGAAGACCCUCAAAGAGGUGGAUUGACACAGUGGCUGCAACAAUGAGCUCAAGCAUAACAAUUGUAAGGAUGGCUCAGGACUGGGCAUUGUUUCGCUCUGUUGUGCAUAGGGUCACUAUGAGUCGGAACCGACUGGACAGCACCUAACGACAAUAACAACAUGCGUAUUUUUCUGGGAAAAAUUCACAGUUUUCUUCAGUCUCAAAAGGAUCCAUGACCUAGCAUUGAUGAAGGACUAAUGCUUUAAACAAUUAUCUUUUUAUACCAAGGUAUCUACAGUCUCUAUCUUUAUCAAAUGUUUGGUGAGUUGAGAUGUAUUCAUCUUCUAUCUUCUCUGACAAAAUAUUCCCCACACAUGGGCCUCCAAUUAUCACUAUACCAUCUCUUUUUUUUGCCACCCUCCACCCCUUUUUUAAAGGAUUGUCACAAUUCCGGGUCUGCAUAUAAGCCCCCAUUCUUACUAUCAAGUAUGGCUAUGUAUGUAAUAAGUUUUAUGUAUUUUGAAAAAUCAUGUCAGCGGGUUCCUAUUGGGUGGAGGCCACUGCAGAAUAGGCUCAAUCUGCCAUCUUUAAACCUAGAGGGAAAUGUCCUUAUUUUCACUUGUUACUUCUAUCUUCCCACACUCACUUGGCCUUACAUACUUUUCGCAAUCCUCUUGAUUCCUCAGAGCUCAGCUCAAGUUCAAUAUCCUCUCUGAAACCUGUAUAACCUUAGUCCUCAGGUCCCUCUCCCUCCUACAAAGUCUAUAACAUUAAUUUGGCACUGGGAAAAAGAGUGUAAGGGAGUUAGCAUGUUGUAGAUGAGGCUCUCUCAAACUCGUCAUUAUUGAAAUUUUGGGUCGGGUUAUGUUUUGCUGUGGGAGACUGUCACGUGUAUUAUAGAAUGUUUAGUUUUAUCUCUGGCCUUGAACAACUAGACGCCAGUAGCAGUUCCCUACCUUCUCCCAGUGUGACAAACCAAAAUGUUUCUAGACAUUGGCAGAUGUCCCCUGGGGGCAAAACAAGCCCCAGUUGAGAACCAUUGUUGUGGUCAUUCCUAUGUAUUAGGUACUGUGCUAGACUCUGUAAAGACUUGAUUUCAUGGUCAGACCCUACUUUAUCUUCCUUUUGCUUUGGUUCCUUCAUUUAUUUUAAAUUUGUUGCAUACUGUAUCUUUAUCUUUAUAAAUCACUUUAAGCUCUUUUUAAAAAUAAGACAUUACAUAUACUCAUUUUCCCUUUUAAACCUUGCCACAGCCUUUGAAAAUAGGUAUUAAGAUUGCCUUUUAACAGAUAAAGACACUGAAGACUAGAGAUCUCUGUUCAGUAACAAGCCUAAGGUCCACUUAACAAUGAUGGAGCAAAGAUUCAAAACCAAACCUGUCUG
Loxodonta africana (African savanna elephant) is the source of this 10298-nucleotide messenger RNA. It is a transcript of the gene RAB38, whose product is annotated as RAB38, member RAS oncogene family. The transcript is spliced from 4 exons. The record is from RefSeq and is a predicted model, not a curated record. Gene Ontology annotation, biological process: endosome to lysosome transport; phagosome-lysosome fusion. The coding region runs from base 102 to 737 and encodes 211 amino acids. Gene Ontology annotation, molecular function: GTP binding; GTPase activity. NCBI's taxonomy places the organism in Eukaryota, Metazoa, Chordata, Mammalia, Proboscidea, Elephantidae. Gene Ontology annotation, cellular component: late endosome; Golgi apparatus; lysosome.